AUGGAAAGAACUCCAAACUGCUGCUGCACUCGUGCUUCACUGGUCGCUUUAGUCAUCCUCGUCUUAUUUCCUGUGAGGUCAGGAUGUAAGGAAUACACCUACAAGUCACUGACAGAGGCUAAGCCAGAGUGCUGUGUUAGAGAAGAUGCAGUGAUGAAGAGACUUAAAGACCUCGACUAUGACAGUUUUGUGGGUCUGAUGGGAAGGAGAAGUGUUGCUCAACCAAACAGACACAUGGAUCACAUCUUCGCUGAUAUGUUGGGGCUGCGAACAGGAUCUGCUUGUCCGUGUGCUGAGGAUUAUGUAGAAACUAAGAGAAGCCAAUUCAUCAGUCACGGGAGGCAGAGGUUUCAACGCUUUCUGUGGUGGGAUGUCACGCCUCCUCCGCCUCAACACAGACUGUAAACAGUCUCUCACAGCGCUGAUGAAUCCUCU
Anoplopoma fimbria (sablefish) is the source of this 435-nucleotide messenger RNA. RefSeq names its product tachykinin precursor 3b (gene tac3b). NCBI's taxonomy places the organism in Eukaryota, Metazoa, Chordata, Actinopteri, Perciformes, Anoplopomatidae. The transcript is spliced from 5 exons. The coding region runs from base 1 to 405 and encodes 134 amino acids. The record is from RefSeq and is a predicted model, not a curated record.